Messenger RNA from Sardina pilchardus (European sardine), 2665 nucleotides. RefSeq names its product DnaJ (Hsp40) homolog, subfamily C, member 25 (gene dnajc25). The transcript has 4 exons. Bases 10 to 1065 code for a protein of 351 amino acids. Gene Ontology annotation, biological process: protein folding. NCBI's taxonomy places the organism in Eukaryota, Metazoa, Chordata, Actinopteri, Clupeiformes, Clupeidae. The record is from RefSeq and is a predicted model, not a curated record. Gene Ontology annotation, cellular component: endoplasmic reticulum membrane.
AAUGCUGACAUGGCGGCUUCCAUAGUGGAUACGUCUCGACAAGGCAGCUGGGUUAAAUGUAUUGUAGUUCUUUGUGUCCUUAUUUCUUCUGUCGCUGGCCUGAUUCCAGGAUUAUACUGUGGGACAGAGAGCUGUUAUGAUGUCCUCGGGGUGGCAAGAGAAGCAACAAAAGCCGAGAUAGCGCGUGCUUAUAGACAGCUGGCCAGAAAAUAUCAUCCCGACAGGUAUCGAGAUGGGGACCCAGGACUCGCUGGAGAGACCAAUGAAAGUGCCCAACAGAAAUUUAUGCUCGUCGCAACAGCCUAUGAAACCCUUAAAGAUGAAGAAACCAGGAAAGAGUACAACUACAUGCUGGAUAACCCAGACCAGUACUACAGUCACGUUUAUGCAUACUACAGCAGAAGGCUGGCACCUAAAGUGGAUGUGAGGAUAGUGAUCCUAGUAACAGUCUGUGCCAUUUCUGUGUUCCAGUAUUACAGCUGGUGGAGUAGCUACACUGAAGCCAUAAACUACCUGGCUACCAUGCCAAAGUACCGCAUCCAGGCCACUCAGCUUGCAAAGGAGCAGGGCCUACUGAACCGGACCAAGGAGAAAGGAAAGAACAGACGAUCAAAGGAGGAAAUUCGAGAAGAGGAAGAGGAGAUCAUCCGCGACAUCAUCAAGAACAAGAUUGACAUUAAGGGCGGUUAUCAGAAGCCUAAUGUGUCAGACAUCCUGCUGUUCAAGCUAGUGCUGUCUCCCUACUACUUCUGCAUUUAUAUAGCAUGGUACUGUUCCUGGAUAUACCGGUUCACCCUAAAGAAAGAGGAGUAUGGCCAGGAGGAGAAGCUCUACCUUAUCCGCAAACACAUGAAGAUGUCACAAGCACAGUUCGACAGCCUUGACGACCACCUGCACGACACGUACUUGGAGAAGCAGCUUUGGAUUAAGGAGAACUAUGAGGUGUAUAAACAGGAGCAGGAGGAGGAGAUGAAGGUGAAGAUGGCACAGGACUCCAGGUGGAAGCGCUACCGCAGGUGGAUGAAGAAUGAAGGACCGGGUCGUCUCACUUUCAUUGAUGAUUGAUGAUAACAAAAAACAAAACAUACAAAAAUGAACAACCUCUACUCCCCACCCCACACACAAGACACAUGUGCUCACAUGCACAUGUCAAACAUGUAAAACCAAUAUGCCAAUACGCAGUAUAUAAUGCAUCCCAAGCUUUGCGUAUGUGUGUGCAUACAUUUGUGUGUGAACCUCAUACUGAUUGCUUGGGCUUGUCAUGUGUGUGUUUUUAUGCAAACAUUUACAAACGAUGGUGACUGGUGUCUUCUGAAGCAUUAAGGAGGUACGUCUGAAAGGGGCUGUCUUGGUUUCUGGCUGUGGAUGGAACAAUUCAAUCUACAGCCAAGUCUGCACAUUUGUCAACUGUUUUGCCAUGAUUUUUUUUCUGUGGUGUCUUUGAAUUCAUAUUUUAUAAUAUUAAAAUAGUAAUCGUAAAGCGUUGUAUUUUUGUGUCCGAUGAUAGUGUUCCAUUAACUCAAAAUGUUAUGUCUCUCCCAUCCACACCACCAUCCUCAACAUUUUUUUUUCUCUUUUCUUUUGAUGUAGACAAACAUGUUAAGAGGUGCAUGAUAAUAGCAUGUAUGCCAUUUGAAGCUGCAUGCCACACAUGUUACAUGUGAUAUCUAUGUUUACAUUUUUUUGAUGGUGUCUAAAGGGGAUUUGGGGGGUAAUUUAAGGAAGGUGUUAGCAUGUUGCAAUUGUAGUUGCUUUAGCUACAAAUAGAAACGAGUAACUUUAAACAAAAACUUGAAUGAAGCCAAUUGGAAAAUCAAGUGAUCCUUGCCCAAAGAUUUUGAUUCCAUCACUGAGGGUUUUUUGGACUUAUCAGGCUAGCUUUAUGAAAUAUCCCAAAAGAUGCUUAGAUGUCUUAAGCACUAGUAUAGCAAUAGGCACAAUAAUUCUGUGACAGGGCUGCUUAACAUUUUUUGUUACACAAAAUGGCUGCUAGUUAUACUGUUGUGGUUGAUGUUGGACAAACUGGAAAACAAAUGACCCCCUCUCCACCUUUAAACAGCAGCAGCAUCACCUAUGCUAAUGUCCUAGAGAACUGAUACUGAAUUGGAGAGAUGUUAACAUUCUGUUUUAUGUGAUAAUUUAUGUGAAGGGGAUGAUUUCCUGUUACCUUCCUAUUUCCUUUUUCAUUUAAGCAGUGAAGACCUAAGACAACACUGUAAAAAGUAAAUCAGACAACAUUUAGACUAAGGUCACAAUUGCUGACCAAACAACGCCCAGAGAGCCGGUCACUGGGGUCACGUUCAUUUGUUUAUAAAUAGACUUAGAAAUAGUAAUAUUACCACAAAUGCCUUAAUCAUAUUGAUGUAUGUAUGUAUGCUACGGUAUCAGUUCAAAACAAGUCAGACCCCCCAAUAGAAUACACAUUUUACAGGUCUGUAAACUAGUAUAUUCUUCAAUACAGUAUCACGGACUACCAAUUGUGUAGGCUAAUAUCUAAGGAAGUGGUCGUACUGUGAGGUUUUAUACAGAGAUCUUUGAGAUGCUGUGUGGUUGCAUUCAAAUCUUUUCAUAUCUGUCACUUCUAUGGGUCUGUUGGCUGUGCUGUUUGAUAAUCAGAUGGUGUUGUUUGUGACAACUGCUGUAAAUUACUGAAAAUAAAAACACA